This is a messenger RNA of Trematosphaeria pertusa, 926 nucleotides long. RefSeq lists its product as uncharacterized. The coding region runs from base 372 to 917 and encodes 181 amino acids. NCBI's taxonomy places the organism in Eukaryota, Fungi, Ascomycota, Dothideomycetes, Pleosporales, Trematosphaeriaceae. The record is from RefSeq and is a predicted model, not a curated record. The transcript has a single exon.
GCGUGUGCAACGUCGGCGUAAGAUAAACUUGCCGCAAAGGGUCAUGUGCGCCCGUCACAGCGAGCUCCUGAGCAAACGCGCGCACAGAACACAGCGAAACAUCGGAAAGGCGCGCUCAGCCGGACCAUGGUCCAGACUGCGGACCGUGUCCCGCCUUCGCAGUAUGUAUGUACUGCACAACAUGGAGCGCCGAGACCUGAUAUCGAUCAGUGUGGUGUUGUUGCUCGAUAGCGACGAGCAUGAUGCAGUUGGCGGGCAUUACUGCCUGCGAGGGUGCAGUUACGUGAGUGCGCGGCGCAAGCUCAUGGCAACGUCAUUUGAAGUCAGAGAUUGCGAAUGAUUGAAAGUGUAGGGAUGGAUAGGGUGGGUGGAUGGAGGAGGUGAUGUCGAAGAAUAGCGUGCAUGCGCUAGUCCCAGCCGCACGUAGAUCAACGGGCAUCAUUAAUCUUGUGGGCGGCCAAGCGAGAUGCUGGCCUACGCAACCAUGCCGUGGGGUCCGCCCGCAUCCGAGACCUCAACGACGUCCAUCGCACGGGAAGCGUUUGACGCGCCGUCGCCGUCGCCGUCCAUCAAUAGCCCGUCAAUAUGGCUGGACGCGCAGAGGAGCGGUGCCGUUUGCAGCUGCUCGCCUGGGCCGGGAGUGCAGCAGUGCCGGUGAAGCGCGACUUCAGCCUUGCGGGCAGUGGCUUGCGUUGAAGGGUGCCUGGCGUCGUCGUCGCGAUAUGGUGCAGCGUCGGCCGUCCGGGGUCGCGCGAACGAGCGCUGACGUGUCGCGCCGCCGGCAGCGUGCAAACCGAUCAUUCUCAAAGACGUCGCUGCCCAGGUGCGUCUCGAGGGCGACGUCCGAAUGCGCGCAGGCUGCAGUGGGAGUGGACGAGUGGGAGGGCGGCUGUCUGCAGGUUCGGCGGCGCGAGUGAGGCGGUGAU